UGCCGUGUUGACAGCGGCGGCCGCGCCGGGAGCUGCCCCGGGAAGCGGGUUGGCGGCGCCGGUUCUCCGCUCCCACCUCAGCUAUGGCCUUCAUGGAGAAGCCGCCGGCCGGCAAGGUGCUGCUGGACGACACGGUGCCGCUGACAGCGCAGAUCGAGGCGAGCCAGAGCCUGCACUCGCACACGGAAUAUAUAAUCCGUGUUCAGAGAGGAGUUUCAACAGAAAACAGUUGGCAGAUUGUGAGGCGAUAUAGUGACUUUGACUUGUUGAAUAACAGCCUGCAGAUCUCAACUCUAAGCCUACCUCUUCCUCCAAAAAAGUUGAUUGGAAAUAUGGAACGUGAAUUCAUCGCUGAAAGACAGAAGGGACUCCAGGCCUACCUGGAUGUGAUUACUACCCAUCACAUACUGUCUAACUGUGAACUGGUAAAGAAAUUCUUGGACCCAAACAGCUAUUCUGUAAAUUACACUGAAAUUGCCUUACAGCAUGUUUCAAUGUUCUUCCGAUCAGAGCCAAAGUGGGAAGUAGUUGAACCAUUAAAAGAUAUAGGUUGGCGAAUACGUAAGAAAUAUUUCUUAAUGAAAAUUAAGAAUCAACCAAAGGAACGGCUAGUGUUAAGCUGGGCUGAUCUUGGCCCUGAUAAAUACUUGUCUGACAGAGACUUACAGUAUGCUGUGAAACUUCUUUCUUCCUGUUCUCAUCCCUAUAUUUACAAAAUCACUUUUGCCACUGCCAACGAAUCUUCAGCGCUGGUUAUUAGACCAUUCAGUGAAAAAGGGACACUAAAGGACCUUAUUUAUAAGGCAAAGCCAAAAGACCCAUUCCUGAAGAAGUAUUGCAAUCCUAAAAAAAUUCAAGGUCUUGAACUUCAGCAAAUAAAAACAUAUGGAAGGCAAAUAUUAGAGGUAUUAAAAUUCCUCCAUGAGAAAGGAUUUCCUUAUGGCCAUCUUCACUCUGCCAAUGUGAUGCUGGAUGGGGAUACCUGCAAGUUACUGGAUCUAGAAAAUUCCUUGUUGGGACUUCCAUCAUUUUAUCGAUCGUACUUUUCACAGUUUCGGAAAAUUAAUACUUUAGAGGGUGUUGAUGUUCAUUGCUUUGGACACUUACUAUAUGAAAUGACCUAUGGGAGACCUCCAGACACAAUUCCAGUGGAGAGCUUCCCCCCUGCUCCAUCAGUGUUUGUUGUGUCAGUGUUGGAGUCCAUUCUGACUUGUGAAGCUCUGAAGAAUGGGAUGCCAACUGUCUCACGGCUCUUACAGAUGCCAUUAUUCAGUGACGUCCUGCUAACAAACUCAGAGAAACCACAGUUUAAGAUUCCUACUAAGCUAAAAGAGGCAUUGAAAAUCUCCAAGGAAUGCAUAGAAAAGCGAUUAACAGAAGAACAGAAAUUGAUUCACCAGCACAGGAGGCUGACAAGAGCUCAAUCUCAUCAUGGCUCUGAAGAAGAAAAAAAGAAAAGGAAGAUCUUGGCACGAAAAAAGUCAAAGCGCUCUGCCAAUGAAAGUGGGGAAGAACACUCAGCCAAAUACAGCAACUCAAAUAACUCAGCAGGCUCUGGGGCGAGUUCCCCUUUAACAUCUCCAUCAUCCCCCACUCCGCCCUCCACAGCAGGAGCAUCGUCCAUCCCCCCAGCACCGCCCCCGCCGCCCCCGCCCCCAGCAGCUCCUCCCCCGAGCACAGAGGUGCCCGCGGUGCGGCCCGACGUCAGCGCAAGCCGGGGAGCCUUGCUCAGCUCCAUUCAAAACUUUCAGAAAGGAACUCUGAAGAAAACACAGACGUGCGACUACAGUGCUCCCAGGAUCAGCUGAGGCCACUGGUGACUCCAGGAUUCAAUUCCCUCUCCCCCUCCUGUGCUGACCCUCCUGACCAGCAACUACCCACCAGCACACAGCAGCUGCAGCUCCCUUCUUCUCCCUGGUUUCAGCUUUCCUGAGUAGCAGCACCGCCCUGCCCGAGUUGCUUUGCCAUGCUGGGAUAAGUACUCCGGUCUCCACUUGGCUGCAAGAACUGUGUUCCCUAGCUACAGUUUCAGGGGUACAGCAACUCCUAUAUAGCUGAAUAAAAAAAUCUGAAAAUA
Vidua chalybeata is the source of this 2077-nucleotide messenger RNA. RefSeq names its product PX domain containing serine/threonine kinase like (gene PXK). NCBI's taxonomy places the organism in Eukaryota, Metazoa, Chordata, Aves, Passeriformes, Viduidae. The transcript has 18 exons. The record is from RefSeq and is a predicted model, not a curated record. Gene Ontology annotation, biological process: early endosome to late endosome transport; endosome to lysosome transport; protein phosphorylation. The coding region runs from base 84 to 1808 and encodes 574 amino acids. Gene Ontology annotation, molecular function: actin binding; ATP binding; phosphatidylinositol binding. Gene Ontology annotation, cellular component: early endosome; late endosome; extrinsic component of endosome membrane.